CACAACUUUUUUGUAAUGGCCGGGUUGAUUGAACGAGAAAUAUGUAAGGGCUACCAAAAACGAGAAAGUCUGGUACCUCAUUUAAAGCUUAUUGAUGUCUGCUUCAAAUCAUCUCUGGGCUGUCAGACUUUGGUCUGGCGAUAGGGAUUCAGAAAAUGUUAUUUAUAUUAGUCUUUCUUGGAGUAAUUUUCACAAGUUCAGCUAAACCAUUAUUAUUACUUGCAAACCGUGCCGAUGUACAACUUAUUGAUGCUGCAUACAGCGCCAAUUCCACUAUUGUCCAGAGUGGUCUGGAAGAUGCGGCCGCCUUAGACUUCUGCUUCAAAGAUAAAUCAGUCUUCUGGACAGACGUAAGUCUGGCCAGAAUCAAAAGGACACAGAUCGACCGGCCAAAAUUCAGCGAGGAUGUCAUAGUGUCAGGUUUGGUGUCACCAGAUGGCCUUGCCUGCGACUGGAUCGCGGAAAAAUUGUACUGGGCAGACUCGGAAACCAAUCGUAUCGAAGUCAGCAAUUUAAAUGGAAGUUAUCGAAGUGUUCUGUUCUGGGAAGAACUGGAUCAGCCUCGCGCCAUUGCUUUGGAUCCUCUCUCUGGAUGGAUGUUCUGGACAGACUGGGGUGAAGUUCCAAAGAUUGAGCGGGCAGGAAUGAACGGAGAUCGAACCACACGCUCAAUAAUCAUAAAAGAAAACAUCCACUGGCCCAACGGUCUAACUAUUGAUUAUGCUGACAAAAAAAUCUACUGGGCUGAUGCAAAGGUUCGAUACAUUGCUAGCUGUGAUUAUGAUGGAAGGAAUCGUAGAGAAAUAGUAGCAGGGGGGAAGAUCCUGUCUCACCCUUUUGCGUUAACGCUGAGUGGCAGGACCCUGUAUUGGACUGACUGGCAGGAGCGUUCCAUUUUUACUUGUGAUAAAAUAACGGGUAGCAACAUUCGGUCAGUGAUGGAGAACAUAUACUCCCCUAUGGAUAUCCAUGUAUACAGUGCCAACAGACAGCCCAAGAGACCUGGGCAGCAUCCCUGUACAGUUAAUAAUGGUGGCUGUUCUCACCUGUGUCUGAUUUCUACCAAGGAACCCUAUUACACCUGUGCCUGUCCCACAGGUGUAAGACUUCUAGACAGUAAAACUUGUGCUAAAGGCGUGGAACAACUGUUGCUGCUGGCUAGACGUAGAGAUAUCCGCAAAAUUUCAUUGGACAUGCCUGACCACACAGAUGUUGUGUUGCCCCUGAAUGAAAUCAAACAUGCCAUUGCAAUUGACUAUGACCCUGUGGAAAGCCAGGUUUACUGGACAGACGAUGAAGUGAGAGCCAUCAAAAGGGCUUACUUGGAUGGGACAGGGGAGGAAGUGGUGGUUCGGACUGGGGUGGAUCAUCCAGAUGGAAUAGCUGUAGACUGGAUUGCCCGGAAUUUGUAUUGGACUGACACUGGAACUGACCGGAUUGAAGUAUCCAGACUGAAUGGAACAUCCCGGAGAGUUUUGAUAUCUGAUGACCUGGAGGAACCAAGAGCAAUAGCCUUAGAUCCUGUAGCUGGGGUGAUGUAUUGGAGUGAUUGGGGAAAGAUACCUAAAAUAGAAGUAGCCAACUUAGAUGGAAGCAGCCGAAAGCUCUUAAUCAACUCCUCCCUGGGCUGGCCGAAUGGACUGGCUAUUGACAUCAAUGCACGCCCAAAGAAAUUGUACUGGGGGGAUGCUAAACACGACAAGAUAGAGGUUUCUGAUGUUGACGGAACCAACCGAAAAGUCCUUGUGGAUGAACAGCAGAAUAUCCCUCAUUUGUUUGGAUUCAGUUUGCUAGGGGAUUACAUCUAUUGGACAGACUGGCAGAGACGGUCCAUAGAAAGGGUCAACAAGCACAAUGGGACGGAUAGAAAGGUCAUUGUUGACCAGCUGCCCGACCUGAUGGGGUUAAAGGCUGUCAGUGUGUUUAACUACUCAGGCACCAAUCCUUGUGCACAUUACAAUGGAGGAUGCAGUCACCUCUGUCUGUUCACUGCUGAUCAGGGUGUUGUGUGCGCUUGUCCAAUGGGAUUGGAGCUUGUCAGCAAUGGAAAAACCUGCAUCGUGCCUGAGGCCUUCAUUUUAUUUACCAGUCACCAUGACAUUAAACGCAUGUCCUUGGAAACCAAUCACCGUAUACGACCCAUACCGAUCAAAGGGGUCAAAGACGCCCUAGCAAUAGAUUUCCAUAUCGCAGACGAUAGGAUUUAUUGGACGGACGGAGAUCUGAAGAGAAUAAGCAGAGCCUUUCUAAAUGGCAGUUCCUUGGAGCCCAUUGUUCAGUAUGGACUCACCUACCCAGAAGGAAUAGCUGUGGAUUGGGUGGCUAAGAAUCUUUACUGGGUUGACACAGGAAAGAAACGAAGGAUUGAGGUGGCUAGGUUAGAUGGCUCAUCGCGGCGUGUCAUCAUAUGGAAGGAUCUAGAAGCUCCUAGGGCUUUAGCUGUCAAUCCACCUGAUGGUUACAUCUACUGGACAGACUGGACAACUCAGAAGCUGGAAAGGGCUGCCCUGGAUGGGACAAUGAGGGAAGUUAUUAGGACAGGGAUAGGAAAAGUCCAUGGACUGACCAUUGACUAUGGAGAGAAGAGAUUAUACUGGACGAGCAUAGACCAAAAUGUUAUUGCAUCCUCUGAUCUGAACGGAAACGAUAUGGUGAAGGUCAUCACUGACCAGGUGCCUCAGCCCAUGAGUCUGACUCUGUACCAUGACUUUAUAUUCUGGGCGGAUUGGCAGAGACAGACAAUAGAGCGGGCUAACAAGUCAUCUGGGUCCAAUCGCACCACCAUUCAGACCAGCGUAGACAGUGUCAGAGACAUACUGGUCUUUCAUUCCUCCAGACAAUCUGGGAGUAACAGCUGCAAAGACAAUAAUGGGGGGUGUUCACACUUGUGUCUGGCACACCCUGUUAACCACUCCUCUGGAACACCUCAUCACUGUGCAUGUCCCACACACUUUCGACUCAACAGGGACAAUAAGACAUGCUCAGCUCCUAAGACAUUUCUGCUGUUCAGUCAGAAGAACACGAUCAGCCGUCUUGUAAUAAAUAAUGACGAUUUCGAUCCUGAUACUCCAGAGGUGGUUCUUCCUAUCCCACAGCUCAAGAACAUCAAAGCCCUCAGCUAUGACCCCGUCAAACAUUUCAUUUACUGGAUUGAAGGCAAAAAUAUGGUCAUCAAGAAGGCUGCUGAUAAUGGAACCCACGUUGCUACAGUGGUGUCUAACCCAGAAGGAGAGCACCGCCCUUUCGAUAUUGCUGUGGACCCGUACUCCAGAGUCCUGUACUGGACAUGCGCUAAAAAGAACACCAUAAAUAUCACUGGAUUGGAUGGCACCCCUGUGGGAGUCAUAGUAGAGGGAGAGAAGCAUGUACCAAGAUACAUUGCUCUCAACCCACUGGGAGGUCACAUGUACUGGACUGACAUGGGCAGCAAUCCCGUUAUCAUGCGAGCUUCCAUGGACGGCACAGAGAGUAUUAAAUUGUUUAAUUCGGAAUUAGAUCGCCCUGGACCACUAGCUAUCGAUGUAGAGGGCAAUAUGUUAUACUGGGCUGAUUCACGUCUUAACCGCAUUGAAUGCUCAGACUUGUCUGGAGGCAAUAGGAAAAAUUUGGUGGAUCAAGAUGUCGCCAAUCCACGUGGAAUGGCCAUCUUUGGUAAUUUUCUUUACUGGAUUGACAAACAACAUCAUGUUAUUAGCAGAGUGCAAAAAGCCACUGGGAAAAAUCGAUCGUUCAUCCAGGGCAGGCUGGAUCAACUUAGUGAUCUUCUGGUGGCAAGGGGUUUAGUGCCUGAAGACCUCAACCACCCAUGUGCCAAAAAUAAAGGCAACUGCUCACAUAUCUGUGUGGCAGAUAGUGGGGGGAAGGCUAGUUGUUCAUGUCCCUUAGACCUGGUGUUAAAAGCUGAUCUGAAGACUUGUUCAGAUCCUCCGACUUGUUCACCGGAGCAGUUCACCUGUGUCAGUGGUGAACUUCACUGCAUCCCCAAGGUAUGGAGGUGUGACGGUACAGAGGAAUGUGCUGAUGGAUCGGAUGAACAGAACUGUCCGGUCUGUCAUCCACAAGAUGAGUUUAAAUGUGACAAUGAUCUCUGUAUCAGCAUCAAAAAAGUUUGUGAUGGAGAGGCCCAGUGUGACGAUCAAACAGAUGAAUCGAACUGUGAUCCCACUAGUCGAGCCCCUCAUAACUGCAAGGAGGAUGACUGCCCCCCUGCAGUGGCAAAGUCAUCGCCUAGCAAGGAGGUGGCAACAUGGACCAUCGUCAUAGUGGUGGGUCUUAUUGCAAUUGUGUUAGUGUUUGUGUUUGUGUUUGCAUGUCGACGCAGGACUCCGAGAUUAAUAUACGAAGAGCGCAGCGACAUGAGUCAGUUAAAACCAUUGAACCAUUCUGUGCACACAGGAGAGACAACUCUAAACACCCUGUCUUCUCAUGGCGGUAAAUCCCAUGAAACAGGAUUAUCCUCAGUGACAAUGCCUCUGUAUGAUAGAAAUCAUGUGACUGGGGCAUCUUCCAGCAGUAGUACUGUGACUCAAUACCCAAAAGAGACCCUCAAUCCCCCACCUAGUCCCGUCACUGACCGGUCGGUGUAUAAAGGGGCCUACUCGGGGUAUUCCUCUAAUAGUCCAUCGACUGUUCGGUCAUAUCGACCAUACAAACUUAGAAUACACAAUAUCCCCCCUCCUCCCACCACACCCUGUAGCACGGACGUAUGUGAGGAGAGUGAACCUUAUCCUACCAAAUUAUAUUACGAACAACAGUCUAUAUCAGAACUGUACAGCUAUGACCCCUACCCUCCUUUACCGACCCCCUAUUUUUCAGAUGAUAUGAGUUGCCCCCCUUCACCACCAUCGACAGAGAGGAGCUUUUUUAAUCCAUAUCCCCCACCCCCCUCACCAGUGGCUGAGAGUUCAGAUUGUUAGUGUAAAUAAUAUAUAUUUACUUUAAUUCAAAUAUUUCUUGUGUCAAAUGUGAUUUUUUUUUGGAGUGCUAGUAAAUGAGAUGUGUGAUAUGACAAAUUUUUAUACGUAAUUAUUCUGUUAUUGUUUGACAGUAUUUAUAUGCAUAUGAAAA
Saccostrea echinata is the source of this 5067-nucleotide messenger RNA. Its product is annotated as low-density lipoprotein receptor-related protein 6-like. The record is from RefSeq and is a predicted model, not a curated record. Gene Ontology annotation, molecular function: protein binding. Lineage: Eukaryota; Metazoa; Mollusca; Bivalvia; Ostreida; Ostreidae. The transcript is spliced from 16 exons. Bases 156 to 4916 code for a protein of 1586 amino acids.